CUUGUUCCUCAUUUUAAAAAACUCUUAGUAAUAAAGAAACCGGAGAGAAGAAAGAUUCGUGUUUUUCUUUUUGUGAUCUGAGCAGUAUAUAUUGGAGAUACAGUAAAGCCAUUUGAACGAUCGUUAUUAUAAAAUAAAUUGAUUGUUGUUUUUGAAUUCAUCCACACACACACUUCUAUCAAAAUGUUGCGUAUGCGGGUAGCGUUGCUUCUCAUCUUUUUAUCAGGAGUAUUGUCUGAGAAUUGUGAAAACAGUAACUCAGAGCUAUGCGCAUCUAAAAAUGCACAGGAACAAUCUUUAAAAUCUCCAAGCUCUGUUUAUGAUUUUCACGCAGUUGAUAUCCAUGGAAAUGAUGUUGACUUGAACAGAUACCGUGGUCAUGUAUUAAUCAUAGUUAAUGUUGCUAGCAAUUGUGGAUUAACCGAUGCUAAUUAUAAACAACUUGUGCAAUUGUAUGAAAAGUAUGGAAGUUCAGGAUUGAAAAUACUUGCAUUUCCAUCUAAUCAAUUUGGUGGACAAGAACCGGGAACUUCUCAAGAUAUUCUUAAUUUUGUUAAGAAAUAUAAUGUUACUUUUGACAUGUUUGAAAAAGUAGACGUCAAUGGAAAUAAUGCUCAUCCUUUGUGGAAAUGGUUGACCAAACAAGAUGGAAACAUUAAAUGGAAUUUCACCAAGUUUAUCAUUAAUAAAGAAGGCAACAUUGUAGCCAGAUUUCCUCCUAACCAUGAACCAUUACAAAUGGAACCUAUUUUACAAGAAUAUUUGUAAAUCAUACUUUAUGGUAGAUCUAUGUUUAAGUAUCUCAGAUAUAUCAUAUCAAAAUAUAAUAUUAACAUAUAGUGUAACAUAA
This is a messenger RNA of Polistes dominula (European paper wasp), 850 nucleotides long. RefSeq lists its product as uncharacterized. Gene Ontology annotation, biological process: response to oxidative stress. The record is from RefSeq and is a predicted model, not a curated record. NCBI's taxonomy places the organism in Eukaryota, Metazoa, Arthropoda, Insecta, Hymenoptera, Vespidae. Gene Ontology annotation, molecular function: peroxidase activity.